GCACACUAUACACUAUAGGUAUUCUCUGAUACGGCGAGCACGCGCGUGCCCGAUAGGCGCUACAGUUUGAAGCAGUCUUGUGCUGCAGAGUGUUGCCGUGUGUCAUUCAGCUGAAGUGAUGGCGUCGAACUGUGAAGGAAAUACAGGCAUAGGCAGGAGGACACGUGAGAGAACUAGGAGUGAUAGGCAGGAAACGGAGUCAUCAUAUGGGCCGGCAGUUCAUGGAAACAGUCCUGUGUCUCAUUCUAGCCUUGCAGAGAACGAGCUGCGGUGGCUGGGUGGACGACACGAAGCAUUGGCCGCAGCUUCAGAGAACAUGAGCACCCCUCAGGCAAAUGCAAGUGAUGGAUUUGGGAAAGCAGAAGCUCCAUGCCAGCAAACAGUACUUGAAAGCAGUCCUCUGUCUCAUACUAGCCCCUUUGAAAUUGAGCUGAGAAAGCCUGGAAGAGCUAGGAGUGAUCGAUGGAAAAGAGAAAUGCCAAAUAUGAAGGCACUUUCUGUAGGCAGCAGUCCACUGUCCCCGACUUGUCUCGUGGAAAAUGAGCUCCAGCCUCGUUCAGGUGGUGUGAUGCCAUGCAACUGUUGUGUGCCACUCUGCGACACAAAUGCCAAAAAGGACCCGAAUGUGAAAUAUCACGAGUUCCCCUGCGACUUGGAGCGUCGAGAAGUGUGGCUGAAAGAUAUCUCUUGCCAAGGAGUCUCCGCAAAAGGAAGCAAGUGGGAACCGAGCGACAGCUUGGAUGUAUCUCUUGGGCUAAAAGCAAAGUACCAAGGUUGCAUGGUAGGGGCCCUGAUUGGGGAUUGCCUUGGCUCACCAUUUGAAGAAAUUCCUUUUCGCGAUGUAUUGCCAACAUCGCAGCUUCCUCGCUUUCUGUGGCGUAUCCGGAGAAAGUUAGUCAAGGCAGAUGACAUGGCAGGUCGGAGGUUUACGGUAGACCCAGAUCACGAAUUUGGUGGCUACUACAAGUUCACAGAUGACACUGCAAUGACCCAUACUCUUGCAGAAUCGCUAUUAGACUGUGGAGGUUUUGAUCCCACUGUUGUUGCACGAAGGUUUACUGAAGAUUUUUAUCAGAACGGUGAAGUUAAACAUGAAUAUGGUCCUAAAGUCAAAAGGGUGUUUGCUGCACUAGCCAAAGAAAAGUAUGAGGAUGUUUACGGACCUGCUAAAGAGCAGUUUGAUGGCACUGGCUCCUAUGGAAAUGGUGCCGCCAUGCGGGUUGCACCUGUUUCAUUGUACUACUACGGAGAUGAGAAAAGAGCAGUUCAGGUAGCACAGAAUCAAGGCAAGCUGACACAUGCCCAUCAACUGGGAUACAAUGCAGCAGCGCUUGUAUGCUUGGCUGUUCAGCUCGCACUUUCAUUAGAUCCGUCCAAGAAACUUGAUGUUGGAAGGUUUCUUGACACCUUGAAGUUAAAGAUGGAAAAAAUUGAACCCAAACAAUGCCGUUUCUACACUGAAAAGCUCGUAAUCAUCAAAAAAAUGCUGAACGGCUAUGAGGAUGCUCCACCUGAAAGGGUUGCUGCUAUAUUGGGCAACGAGAUGACUGCAGACCGUUCAGUGCCAGCAGCGCUUUAUGCAUUCCUUCGUGGUACACGGCCGCUGACAGGUUGCAAGACAUCCAACGGCUUUAUCCGAGCGCUGUUCUUCGCCAUUUCAAUGGGUGGAGACGCUGACACUAUUGGUACCAUGACAGGCAGCAUUGCUGGGGCAUACUAUGGCAUCUUCAAAGUGCCAAGAACCAUGCAACGCUACUGCCAAGGAGAACAAAAAGCAACAUGCUUGGGAAACAGGCUACUGACGGAACGAAGGCAGCCAAAGUGAAGGACACUUUGCGGCACUUCAGUUAGUGUGUGCUUCAGUCGAUACGCCUUUUUAUGUUUAAUUUUCAUUUUCUAUCUUUCUUCUUUUUAUUGUUCAUGAGGUGUGAUAGGGUUUUUUUUUUACACCCUAUGAAAAUAUUCUUGUCACAGAAAAUAGUCAUUUUUAGGGUCAGAUACUUGAGUUAACUCUGUGCAUACACUUAUGUAAACACACACUGACAUUCCACUGAAUCACUAUAAAAAUACUACAGAAGGCUUUAUACUUACAAAGUCUAUUUUACAGAAAACCAAUGAGCAUUUUGUAAAGAAAAUUUAUAUUUCAAUUUCAUUGCCUUUAUAGCAUAAAGAGAAAAGGACCAAUGCUGUAUUAUAGAUUAGAGCAGUGCAGUAUCAUUUUUUCUGAGAAUGUCUCAAGACUGGCAGCUAUAUUGUUGCACGAUGCAUUGAUAAGUUACUUAGUCCACUUCAUAAGUCAGCUUCAUUCAUGUUUAUCUGAAUGCCUAAAUUCAAGCUAAUAAUAGCUUUUCUAUUUGUUCAUUAUUGUAUUUGUGUUUAAAGAGUUUUAUUUUUAUCUCUUAGAUCAAAGUACAUUGUUCUUAGAAGUGAGAACUUCGUUUUUGCCAUUUCAUUAAUUUAAUUGCUUGGAUGCAGGUCAAUCAUCAGCAGUGUACUGUGUUCUAAAUGCCAAAGAAGAGCAUAAAUGUAUAUCUUUUAGGGACGUGUGUUUUAGAGGAACGUGUUUUGUUUUGCAAUAAACAUAUUUCAUUCAA
This is a messenger RNA of Dermacentor andersoni, 2594 nucleotides long. RefSeq names its product ADP-ribosylhydrolase ARH3-like. Gene Ontology annotation, cellular component: mitochondrion; nucleus. Lineage: Eukaryota; Metazoa; Arthropoda; Arachnida; Ixodida; Ixodidae. The record is from RefSeq and is a predicted model, not a curated record.